UAAGACUUAAACUCUGCCGGCGGCGCUCAGGCUAAAGCUAAUUUUACCCUCAAAUAAGGAUUUUUUAGAAACAAACAUUGACUAUGGAUAUCGGAGAGCUCCUGAAUUAUCAGCCGGAGCGAGGAGGGAAGCGGGUGAGGGAGGAAGAUGGCGCUGAGGAAUCACGACUGAAGCAGAAGACGUCGAGCCGGGAGAGGGCCGCAGUGAUGAUGGAAGCUGAUAUUAUUGACCCGGAGAACAGAGAGAAGAUCCUGGAGAAGCUUAUAGACCAGGACGAGGUGGAUCCAGAGGGGGAGCCGGUGGACGAGAGCAUGGUGAAGAAAAUGAUCCUGACCUUUGAGAAAAGAUCCUACAAGAACCAGGAACUCAGGAUUAAAUUCCCGGACAACCCGGAAAAGUUUAUGGAAUCCGAGCUGGAUCUAAACGACAUCAUCCAGGAGAUGCACGUGAUCACCACCAUCCCGGAGCUUUAUCACCUGCUGGUGGAGCUGAACGCCGUCCAUUCUCUGCUCGGCCUGCUCAGCCACGAAAACACUGAUAUUGCCAUUGUGGUGGUGGACCUGCUACAGGAGCUCACUGAUGUCGACACCCUCCACGAGAGCGAGGAAGGUGCUGAAGUCCUCAUCGACGCCCUGCUGGAGGGGCAGGUCGUAGCUCUGAUGGUGCAGAACAUAGAGCGGUUGGACGAGACGGUGAAGGAAGAGGCAGACGGAGUUCACAACACGUUAGCGGUGGUGGAGAACAUGGCGGAGUUCAGACCAGGACUUUGUACCGAAGCUGCUCAGCAAGGACUCCUGCAGUGGCUGCUUAAGAGAAUCAAGGCAAAGACGCCAUUCGAUGCUAACAAGCUGUACUGCAGCGAAAUCCUGGCCAUCCUGCUUCAGAACAACGACAGUACCAGGGAGCUGCUGGGUGAGAUUGAUGGCAUCGAUGUGCUACUGCAGCAGCUCUCGGUGUUCAAGCGACACAACCCGUCCACGCCCGAGGAGCAGGAGAUGAUGGAGAACCUGUUCGAUGCGCUCUGCUCCUGCCUCAUGCUGCCAGCCAACAGAGACCGCUUCCUCAAAGGGGAGGGGCUUCAGCUGAUGAACCUGAUGCUCAGGGAGAAGAAGCUCUCCCGUUUGAGCGCUCUGAAGGUCCUGGACCACGGCAUGAUCGGUCCAGAGGGCGGCGAAAACUGUCACAAGUUUGUGGACAUCCUGGGCCUGCGCACCAUUUUCCCGCUCUUCAUGAAGACGCCCAAGAAGAUGAGGAAGGCGGGAAUAUCUGACAAACAGCACGAAGAGCAUGUGUGCUCCAUCAUGUCUUCCAUGCUGAGGAACCUGAAGGGGCAGCAGAGAAGCCGCCUGCUGAGCAAAUUCACCGAGAAUGACUGUGAGAAGGUGGACCGACUGAUGGAGCUGUAUUUUAAAUUCCUGGAUGCUGUUCAGCUCGCAGACAAGAGGAUCGACGGAGAGAAACAUGACAUGGUGCGGCGGGGAGAGAUCCUGGACGACGGCAUGGAGGACGAGUUUUAUCUGCGGCGUUUAGACGCUGGACUCUUCGUUCUGCAGCUCCUCUGCUACAUCAUGGUGGAGAUCAGCAAGGCAGGAAUCCCACAGCUGCACCAGAGGGUUCAUCAAAUCCUAAACCUGAGGGGUGGAUCAGUCAAGACCGUGCGCCACAUCAUGAGAGAGUACUCCGAGAGUAUCGGUGACGGCAAGAGCGAGGAGUUCCGGCUGAGCGAGCAGAAAAGGAUCCUGGAUCUCCUGGAGGGCUUUUGAGCCAAUCAGAUCACUGACUGGUUUACAUCAAUGUGCCGUCUCUGGACCAUCGCAGUUUGUUCUUUUUUAGUUUAGUUUUUUGAGCUCAGAUUGAAUGUCCAGCCCCCCUGUUGUACCCCACCCCACCCCACCCCACCUCACCUCGGAAGAGAUCGUCCUCCUGGAUAAAACGUUUGUGUCCCCAAAUCUGUGAGUUUUGUAUUAAUAAAUAAAGCGAAUGAUGCACGA
This is a messenger RNA of Trichomycterus rosablanca, 1991 nucleotides long. RefSeq names its product catenin, beta like 1 (gene ctnnbl1). The record is from RefSeq and is a predicted model, not a curated record. Gene Ontology annotation, cellular component: spliceosomal complex. Bases 84 to 1763 code for a protein of 559 amino acids. The transcript has 16 exons. Lineage: Eukaryota; Metazoa; Chordata; Actinopteri; Siluriformes; Trichomycteridae.